Messenger RNA from Penicillium waksmanii, 1215 nucleotides. RefSeq lists its product as uncharacterized. The record is from RefSeq and is a predicted model, not a curated record. Gene Ontology annotation, molecular function: protein binding. The transcript has 4 exons. NCBI's taxonomy places the organism in Eukaryota, Fungi, Ascomycota, Eurotiomycetes, Eurotiales, Aspergillaceae. Bases 1 to 1215 code for a protein of 404 amino acids.
AUGGCUAGCAAUGAACCCCAGUGUGUGGCUUCCACUCCUCCAAGUCAGAAUCACUUCAAAAGUGUCGAAUGGUCUCCAGACGGUACGACGCUUCUGACGGAUUCGGCUGAUCAUCACAUUCGAACAUUCAUUCUGCCCCCGGACUUGCUCGAAUCUUCCUCGCCUCAUGAGCUUUCACCCUAUUCAACACUUCCAUCAACUGAACCAACAUAUGCCACGGCGAUCUAUCCGCAUUUCAACCUGCAGGAUCCAUCCACCACCCUGCUGCUGUCUUCUGUUCGCGAUCAUCCCAUUCGGUUGUCGUCUGCUCUCGCUCCAUCGCUGGUGGCAAGCUAUUCACUGAUCAACCCAACCACAGAAGCCUUCAUCACCCCCCACUCCAUCAUCUACCCCAAGACACUUGGCGGAACCCACUUCCUCACAGGCUCAGAUUCUCUCAUCUGCCUCUUUGAUGUCUCGCGAACUGGUAGUAGUGGGCCUGUAUCCUGGAUGCCUACGAUUCCGAGUAAAAGGAAGCAGAUGGUCGGCGGGGGCGUCGGUAUGAAAGGUAUCGUGUCGGCGAUGGCCAGUAAUCCACUCGGUGAUGGGAUCCUAGCUGCUGGGACAUUUACGCGGCAUGUGGGCUUGUAUAGCUCGAACGGCGCCGGAGAGAGUCUGGGUACGUUCAACGUCGCAAAGACCGAGGCAAAUCGGGAUAUCGGCGGCAGGGGAGUCACGCAGUUGUUAUGGAGCCCGUGUGGAAGGUAUCUUUACAUCGCGGAGCGCAAGAGUGAUGGUGUUCUUGUGUAUGAUAUCCGAGUGACGGGGCAGAUGCUGGGAUAUCUCCGCGGUCGAAAGGCGUUCACAAACCAACGCAUGAAGAUUGAUCUUGUUCCGUCCGGCGAAGAUGGCUCCCAUGAGAUCUGGGCGGGAGGUACCGAUGGCUUCAUGAGGGUUUGGAAGGAUCCCACGUAUUCUGUUGGUCGUCAAGACCCCGAUGCGGAGUUUCGGAUACAUGAUGAUGCUGUGACAAGCGCUGUAUUCCACCCGAUGGGGACGGUGAUGGCCAGCUGCUCUGGUCAGCGCCGUCAACAAACACCUGAUGAUUCAGAUGACGACAACUCACCGAAGAGUGAAAAUAGUGAAAACUGGGGGGAAAACAUCCUCAAGGUCUGGUCGAUGCCAUUUUUAGCAGAGAACUCCGAAGAAACCUCAACACCGAGAGAAGACUCGUGA